AUGUCUAAAUGGGAACCAGUCUCUGUUCCCUACAAAUCUGAUACCCUCCCUCUUCCCCCAUUACCAACGACGGAAGAGAUCCUCAACUGCCCCAACGUUCUCUGGGAUAGAUCCUCAAAAGUCGUCGCCAUAAACGAUGAGAUCGUGGUCAAAUUCGGUGGGACUAAGACCUGGGAAGGCCAAGCACUGAUCUACCUUGAGCGUCACGUUCCCGAAGUCUCAGCACCCCGACUCUAUGCAAUGUACAAAGAAUGGGACGAGGAGUAUCAUUGCGAUCAAGUCUUUAUGAUCAUGCAGCGCGCUCCCGGAGUUCAGCUUGACACAAUUUGGGACUCGUUGACGGAGUCCGAGAAAGACGACAUCGUCUCCAAACUCAAGCAGAACUUCGAUAUUAUGCGAGAGGUCCAGUGCCCAUUCAGUUCUGAGGCUGGGGACUUCUUUGGUUCACUAGAUGGGGGAGCUCCGCCUCACUACCUAUUCUUCAGCCAAAAGGGAGACAAAAUCCUCUUGGGACCAUAUCACGGUGAAGAGGCGUUUAUUAAGGGGCUCGUGGAUAACUUUCGAGCGUUCACUAAGCGCAAUAGAAGGCCGGACUACAAGGUUCGCUAUUACGAGAAGUACUUGGCUCAGGUACUGAAAGGUCACCGGCCAAGGUUGACACAUGGAGAUGUUCAGCGGAAGAACAUCAUGGUCAACGAGAUUCCGAGCAGAAAGAACGACAAAGGAGAGCGGUCAUUCGAUGUUGUGCUUGUUGACUGGGUGAAUUCUGGUUGGUUUCCGGAGUACUGGGACUUCUUUUGUGCUUCGGCGCCGUUGAUCUUUGAGUACUGGGAAGAAGACUGGUGUUGGCGGGUUCAGGAAUUUCUUCAAGUUUUUCCUGCUGAGCUUGGUAUAAUGCGUAUGCUUGAUAAAGAUCUUGGUGGACUGUAA
Messenger RNA from Aspergillus mulundensis, 930 nucleotides. RefSeq lists its product as uncharacterized. The coding region runs from base 1 to 930 and encodes 309 amino acids. NCBI's taxonomy places the organism in Eukaryota, Fungi, Ascomycota, Eurotiomycetes, Eurotiales, Aspergillaceae. The transcript has a single exon. The record is from RefSeq and is a predicted model, not a curated record.